GCAACCUCUGUGACAGCUCGUCGGCCGCCAUGUCAGCGAGCGGGGCUGGAAACAGAUUCGGCGCCCGGCGGUAGCCCUCCUUGCGUCUCCUGUUCCCAGCCCCAGAGUCUUCAUCUCAAACACAGUAUGGAUACCUCCAUGGAGGCUUGUUUGGAGGAUUAAAAAUAAGAUACAUGAAGUGCCUGGCACAGCUUCUAACACAUGAAAGAGACUCAGCAAGAGACAUUCAAGGACUUUAAUGAAACUUAAAUGGUUCAACAAAAGAUGCUCUAAUGGAUGACAGCGAAACUCCUGCAUAUAAUCUGCACAUAGAACCACAAGAUGGAUGUCAUCCUGGUGACGGCGUGGAAAGUAUAGUAACAUGCUUGCCUUCUGCAUCAGAUGAAAAUGAAAAUCAACUUGAUGGGGAUGGGCUUGAGCUUCUGACCAGCAGUGACAGUGCAAUGGGCAAACCUGAAGUGUUGGAGCAGGACAGUCUGAACAAUAAUGAAAGCUGCACACCAAGCUGUGAGGUGGCUGCAAGUGAGAACUCGGAAAACAUUUCUUGUGAAAGCCCCAAAGACGGGCAGGCCCUCUUGAGAAAGGACCACAAGAUACCUGGAAGCAGAAGUUCAAGAGGCAAAAGAGGCACUGUAAAGAAGAUACCACAAGGAUUUUCUUCAGAAGAUACCACACCUUUAAUGCAAGAAAAUAUACUACAUGUAGCCACACAUGCCGUUAGUGAUGAAGAAUCUGCAGAAGUAAAUGCUAACGAUCAACUGGAAGCCUCAAAGUUGGUUCUGCAAUCUCUGUUCUCACUUAUACGAGGUGAAGUUGAGCAGUUGGAUUCAAGAGCACUUCCCCUUUGCCUUCACCAGAUAGCAGAGUCUUAUUUUCAGGAGGAGGACUAUGAGAAAGCAAUGAAAUUCAUUCAGCUCGAACGACUGUAUCAUGAGCAAUUGCUCGCAAAUCUUUCUGCCAUUCAAGAACAGUGGGAAACAAAAUGGAAAACUGUACAGCCACAUACAGUUACACCUUUGAGGAAUUCAGAAAAAGGAUUUAAUGGUGAAGAUUUUGAACGGCUUGCUAAAUUUUGUGCAACACAUCACGAUCCUCUUUUAUCCAAAGAUAAGAUAGCAGCUGUCCAGAAGUCCCUGGGAAGGAAAUGCUUUACGCAGUUAAUAGUAUCUGAAGAUCCAAAGGAAAGAGGAGCUACAGCCGAAGAGCUGGAGAGUGAAAUUUGUCUUGGCAUGGAAUCAAGAAAAGAAAGCCAACGUAAAGAAGAGACCCCGGAGAGCAGUCCCUGCUGUAAUGAGAUGGUCAGGCAGGCAGAUCCCCGGAGCCUCCUGGUAACUGCAGGGAAGGGCCACACGGAGGAGCCGCUCUGCAGCGCUGAAGCCACGCAGGAGCUCCACGCCCAGCCCUCGGAGUCGGCAGGGAGCAGGUCCAGCCCCCACUCCUCAGGGAACGCUCCUGAGGAUGACAGCCGCUUGCAGCUGGCUCAGACAGAGGCCUGCCAAGACCUGGCCGAAACAGAGCGGAUUGCUAAGGACCCUAAGGUUUCCAGCCAGUCAGUGACAGAGCCAUUGAUUUCACCAGGCUCUGACCAUAUACCUCCUGCAUUGAUUUCUGAGGGUAAAUACUCACAAAGAAAGGAACUCCGGUUGCCACUCCGGGAUGCUUCUGAGGCGUUGCCCACAGACCAACUUGAGAACAAUGAAUUAAAUGAGCUGCAGCAACCUGAUCUCACAGAGCGUGAUGGAAAAUCACCACAGGGGCAGGCUGACUCAGAGGGCUCUGAGAGUGUACUUUGUGAAAAUAAUCCAGUGUCUGAUUUAAGUACAGUGCUUCCAGAGGUGUAUAUGGCCCCAGAGGAACAGGGAGAUAAGGAAGAACAAGUCAGUAAGGAGACAGACGACUAUCUGAACAGCCUUUUAGAAGGAUGCUUAAAAGAUACUGAAGAUUCCCUCUCAUAUGAAGAUAACCAAGAGGAAGACUCUGAUUUCCUUCAAGAUCUUUCUCCUGAAGAAGCAUCCUAUAGCCUACAGGAGAACCUGCCUUCUGAUGAAAGCUGCCUCUCUCUCGAUGAUCUUGCAAAAAGGAUAGAGAUCGCAGAGGUUGUUCCUGCUGAAGGACUGGUCUCUAUAUUGAAGAAGAGGAGUGAUGCUGUAGGAGAUCAUCCCGCCCAGAUGCAGCAGAAAACACCCAAGCGAAGAGUGAGAUUCCAAGAAAUAGACGACAGCUUAGAUCAAGAUGAAGUUGGAGGUGGUUCCUGUAUUUUACUGGUCUUGCUGUGCAUAGUGACGGUUUUACUUAGUGUGGGAGGAACUGCGUUAUACUGCACUUUUGGUGACAUGGAGUCACCCGUUUGUACAGACUUUGCAGACAACAUGGACUUCUAUUACACUAAGUUACUACAGGGAAUAGCGGAACUUAAACACUGGAUCUACCUCUCCUAGCAAGCGUUCACGAGGGACAGGCAUGCUGGCAGUGAGCAUCACAGAGGGAGACUUUCUAAGCAGCUUUUAUUUCAGGAGUUCUGUAACAUGCGCCGCCCCCCGCCCCCCCGCCGCCUCCCCACAGAGGAACAACAAACAUCAGAAACAGCAACUGUAAAUGGCAAUCCAGAGGAGCUCUCAGAAUAAUCACAUAAUGAAGCGAUAUUGAUCUGAGCACUGUGGAUGGAGGGAAUGGUCUUUGAACAGCAUGUCCACCUCCCCCUCGCUGCUUCCUAGUGUAAUGAGCUACACUGAGCAGAAUUAGACAGGGCAGUGCUGGAGCCAAACCAUUUUUGGCUACCUUCAAGCUAAUGGUUGACUUCCCUGGUGGCUCAGAUGGUAAAGCAUCGGCCUACAAUGCGGGAGACUCAGGUUCAAUCCCUGGGUCGGGAAGAUCUCCUGGGGAAGGAAAUGGCAACCCACUCCAGUACCCUUGCCUGGAAAAUCCGAUGGACAGAGAAGCCUGGUAGGCUACAGUCCAUGGGGUCGCAAAGAGUCAGACACGACUGAGCGACUUCUUCACUUCACUAAGCUAAUGGUUAAAGGACACUGUUGAUUUACAAUUGUUGGUCCAAAGACAUUGCUUCCAGCCAUCCCGCAAUAAGUUUGUGUGUAAUGAAAAGGCGUUUCCUUAUGGUUUCAGUGUCUUUUUUAGUUCACGUUGGGAGCUAUAUAAUUUAGGCUUUGUGCACUCUUUCCAGAUUCAGUUUUCCACUUGCGAAAUGGUUUGUGUGUGUGUGUGUGUGUGUGUGUGAGUAUUUCAGACAGUUAUCAUAAGCAAAAACCCAACAUAAAAUAACGAAGAAUAUUCUUCCAACAUGACUACCAAUGUGCAGGCACAAAACUUUCAAGAAGGCUUAACUGUGGAACAGAUGAAUUAUAGAAAUCUUGGCCCUGAAUUGAGAAACUGUGACAGAUACAGCGACACUUAACUUGGUUAACUAGCCAGAAGUUCAUCACAGGCCUAGAGAUAAAACCGAAUAGCUCCCUCUGAGUCUCAGGCAACCAGUUUCAUCAUGGAUUCAAUGCUUCCUGUAAUGGAUGCCGGAUUCAGCUCAAUUCAGUAAAGACCUAUUGAGCACCUAUUAUGUUCUGAGAAUCUAAGACCCCUUCUGCAAAGAUAAAUAAGAUAUUAGUUCCUGCUCUAGAUGUUUUGAUCCUGGUCUUAGGUAAAAUAAACUAAUACUUUAAUGAAUGAAAUUAAAUCAUCAUAUAUAAUUCAGUAUUAACAGAUCAGACAUUCAGAUGCUUGAAUGUGCAUUCAUAUCAUGGGCUUAAUUCAGACCUAAUAUGGGGUCAUUAGAUGAAAAUUCAAUCAUAUCUUAAAUAGACAAAUGUCUGAUUUUUAUUUAAAUCUGUCAGUUUUCCUUUCCUAAAGUACAGUGACCUAACGAUUAGGAAGCCUUUCUUUAACUUUUUUAUCUCACUGAUAGCAUUCUAAAAGAAACAAAACACAUGGAUUAUAGUUUUCUAGCAGUGAUCAUUAUUUCAUGUUUUUCCAUUAGGAUCAUUUGAAAGAAAAAGAGAAUUUUCUUACUAGUUGUUACUGGCUGGUACAGUACAUCCCUUCAUGUUUCAGCUUAUUUAUUUAGACUUAUGAUUUUUAAAGGGCUUUUUAUAGAAGUUGAAAUUGUGUCGUUUAGCACGCAUUUGGUUAUACCUGAUAUUUAAUUACUGUAUACUUAGUGUUUUGAUUUUCUAUAAUUUCAACUCAGUGUGUUUUUAGGCUUAUUUUUAAAUUGAUGUUUUAUUUUUACUUAUAAUACUGUUUGACUUGUCUCUAUCAUGCCACCAUAAACUAUAAUAUUUUCAAGGAUUAUAGAUCAAAGAUAUUUAUUUAGAAGUGUACAAGAUACUGAAAUCUAGAUUCCUUAUACUUAAGGCUGAUUUUAUUAGAAGAUUAUUUUAAUGUUCUAUGAUAAAUUUUAAGAAUUUGUAUUCAACUUGUAUGUAAAUAUAUAAAAUGCUGAUGGUACUAUCUUAUGUGGUUCUGUAAGAGACAUUCACAAAGUCUACUGUGUGGGUAUCCCCAACAUAGACAAACCUCUUCUGUUUUACCCUCAUGAUUUCUAGUUACAGAAAUUUGGCAAUGCUGAUUUCUGCCGGUUUUAUGUCAAGAUAAGUCAAAAUUUCCUUCCUGUUCCUUUUUUCGAUCACUAUUGAAGUUCUAAAUAAUCUGUAGUAUUACAUUGGCCACCAGGGCCAUUGCUUCGGAAACUGAGGAUUUCCUGGGUGCCUUCACACUGAGGGGAAAGACCUGAGAUGACGCUUUGGUCCCUGGAGGCAGCUGCAUCUCAGGAAAGCCACGCUUGUCCUCGCUGUGUCCCAUGGAGAGGGAGCUGAGCUCAAGAGCAUACUGAGGUCUUGAUUUAAAAUAGGCAUGAAAUCUCACCUAGAAAAACUAGGGCAGCUUUUAAAAAUGUAAUGGUCAUUUAUUGCAUGAAUUGGAGUAAUUACAUCUGGUGAUGGGAGAAUUGUUAUCUCUCAUAAAAAAUUCAUCCAGUUUUACUAUCAUGUAAUUUUUUCCUGUCAUUGGAAAGUACUGACAACGAUUUGUAACUAAUCUUCCUUAAAAACUGUAUUUGGGGGUAACAGAUCAAGCGUGUAAUUUAAAAUCUACACCAACAAAA
Molecule: messenger RNA, 5107 nt
Organism: Capra hircus (goat)
Lineage: Eukaryota; Metazoa; Chordata; Mammalia; Artiodactyla; Bovidae
Gene: CNST
Product: consortin, connexin sorting protein
Exons: 12
Coding region: 273-2438 (721 amino acids)
Biological process (GO): positive regulation of Golgi to plasma membrane protein transport
Cellular component (GO): transport vesicle; plasma membrane; trans-Golgi network
Molecular function (GO): connexin binding
Source: RefSeq, a predicted model, not a curated record